Molecule: messenger RNA, 2767 nt
Organism: Cucumis melo (muskmelon)
Lineage: Eukaryota; Viridiplantae; Streptophyta; Magnoliopsida; Cucurbitales; Cucurbitaceae
Product: glutamate receptor 2.5-like
Exons: 6
Coding region: 1-2511 (836 amino acids)
Cellular component (GO): plasma membrane
Molecular function (GO): glutamate-gated receptor activity
Source: RefSeq, a predicted model, not a curated record
AUGGCUCUUGCUGAUUUCUAUUCUUCUCGGAAUCGUUACAAAACAAGAGUGAUUCUCAACACAAUUGAUUCCAAUGACACAAUUGUUGGUGCAGCUGCAGCAGCGUUGGAUUUGAUAAAGAAAGAGGAAGUACAAAGCAUUAUAGGUCCAACAAGUUCGAUGCAAGCGAGUUUCAUGAUCGACGUUGGAGACAAAGCACAAGUUCCCAUAAUCUCAUUUUCUGCCACACGACCUUCCCUCACAUCCCAUCGCAGCCCUUUCUUCUUUCGAAUCGCCCAAGCUGAUUCCUUUCAAGUGAAAGCCAUUGCAGCCAUUGUCAAGGCCUUCAAAUGGCGAAAAGUUGUCCCAAUAUACGUUGACAACGAGUUCGGCGACGGUAUCAUCCCUUACCUUGUCGACGCUCUACAAGAGGUAGAUGCGAAUGUGCCAUACCAAACCCUCAUAUCUCCUACCGCCACCAACGACGAGAUCGAACUCAAACUUUCAAAUUUAAUGAAUUUGCAAACUCGAGUGUUUGUGGUGCACAUGUUACCUGACCUUGCUUCAAGACUCUUCACUAUGGCAAAAAAGAAGGGAAUGAUGGGUCGUGGCUUCGCUUGGAUAGUAACAGAUGCUAUCACAAACGAGUUUAAUUCGAUGGAACCCUCAAUUCUUGAUCAAUCAAUGCAAGGAGUUUUGGGAAUAAAAACUUAUGUCCCAGGAACCAAACGCCUUGAAUCCUUCAAACGUGGUUGGCAAAGAAGAUUUCUAAGCUACUAUCCAACCAUAGAAGAAAUUCCUGAGCUGAAUGUGUUUGGUUUAUGGGCUUAUGACACAGCUUGGGCAAUAGCCACCGCAGUCGAGAAGGCAGGCACCGACAAUCUUCGAUAUAGCAAGCCCAAUAAUGUUACUCUUACCGCCACCAUGAAAACUGUUCUCGGUAUCAAUCAAAACGGUCCCAAGUUGCGAGAAGCGUUAUCAAAUGUUAGGUUUAGGGGGUUAGCUGGUGAGUUCAGUCUGGUCAAUGGCCAAUUACAAUCGUUCGUUUUCGAGAUAGUGAACGUGAUCGGUAACGAAAGAAGAAGCGUGGGGUUUUGGACUCCAAAAGCUGGGCUGACAACAAGUCUACGGCACUCAGGGAAAGAAAGCGUGUUGAGACCGAUCAUAUGGCCGGGAGAUACCGAGAAGGCGCCAAAAGGGUGGGAGAUUCCGACGGGUGAGAAGAAGUUAAGAGUUGGGGUUCCAGUGAAGGAUGGAUUUUUAGAGUUUGUGAAUGUGGUUCGUGAUCCAAAAACAAAUGCAACCCAAGUGAGUGGUUAUUGUAUAGAUGUUUUUAAGGCUGUGAUUGAAGCUUUGCCCUACGCUGUUACUUAUGAAUUCAUUCCUAACGACAAAUCUAAUGCACAUCCUGGUGGUACUUACAAUGAAUUGACUCAUCAGCUCUUCCUUGGGAAGUUUGAUGCUGUGGUGGGUGACAUAACGAUCCGAGCCAAUAGGUCUGAGUACAUAGACUAUACAUUACCAUUCACAGAAUCUGGCGUGGCCAUGGUCGUGCCGAUGAAGAGCAGCAAGAACACUAGCGUGUGGGCUUUCUUAAAGCCUCUCACUUGGAAGUUAUGGGUCGUUAUAGGCAGCUCCUUUGUAUUCAUGGCAGUUAUUGUUUGGACACUCGAACAUCGAGUCAACGAGAAAUUCAAUGGAAGUGCUGUUGAUCAGAUUUUUAACAGUCUUUGGUACUCUUUUUCCACCAUGGUGUUCGCUCAUCGAGAGCGUACAUACAACCACUGCACCAAAAUUGUGGUAAUAAUAUGGCUGUUUGUGGUUCUUAUCAUUACACAAAGUUACACUGCAAGUUUGGCUUCACUUUUGACGGUCCAAGAGCUCAAAACAACUGUAACUGAUAUCAAUCAGCUUCUUAAAAAUGGAGAGAACGUCGGGUAUCAAGGAGGUUCUUUCGUUUACGAGAUUCUCAAGUCGUUGAAGUUCCAUGAUUCCCAACUCAAAACUUAUCAAUCUCCAGAACAAAUGCAUGAACUUUUUCUCAAAGGAAGCAUCAAUGGCGGAAUUUCUGCUGCUGUGGAUGAAAACCCUUAUAUUAAGUUGUUUCUUGCCAAAUAUUGCUCCCAAUAUACCACCACCGAACCCACUUACAAAGCCGAUGGAUUUGGUUUCGGUUUUCCGAUAGGCUCGCCGUUAGUACCUGACAUUUCGAGAGCGAUUUUGAAGGUAACGGAGGGUGAUAGAAUAAGAGAGAUCGAAAACGCAUGGUUCAAGAAGGUGAGAGAAUGUUCGAGUUCAGAAGCCGCUGAAUUGUCUUCUACCCGCCUCAGUAUCGACAGUUUUGAGGGACUUUUUCUCAUAACCGCCGGUACUUCCAUAUCUUUUGUGGUCGGUUACCUUGUCUACUUUCUCUACAUAGAACUGCCGAAAUCUUGGAGAGCUAACCCUUCCUUAUGGACAGUAUUAACCCACUUGUUUUCCACGUUCAUGGCUAUAGAUGACGAAGCUAUAGCUCUUCGAAAAAGUCACUGACACCUAGAUUGACGAAAAUUCUUCCUGGAUUUUUCUCGAGUGAAAUGCACACCUAUGAAGAUAGAUACAGUAAUCCAGAAUACAUCAACAUGCUCUUUCAAAAAUCUUAUUGAAUUAUUUUGUUUGGUUUAAUUUAGAACUUUUUUUUUCAUUCAACAUGAGAGUGUUGAGGGAUUCCAACCUCUACCUAUUCACUUACUUUUGACAAAUGAUUCAUUUAUGUUUGUGUAAAAUGAAUAUAAUAAAAAACAUUACA